UCGAGAGAGACUCAAGGCGGCUCAGGAUAGACAAAAGAGUUAUGCAGAUAAGCGUCGAAGAACCUUAGAGUUUAAGGUUGAUGACGAGGUAUUCUUGAAAGUUUCUCCUUGGAAAGGGAUCAUUCGGUUCCAAACCCGAGGAAAACUUAACCCACGAUAUAUAGGUCCAUUCAGAAUUAUAGAGAGGAUUGGGGCCGUUGCAUAUCGUCUACAGUUGACUCCUGAGUUAGAGAAGAUACAUAAUGUGUUUCAUGUAUCCAUGCUUAAGAAGUAUGUGCAUGAUCCCUCUCACGUACUAGAGAAGCCACCUGUAGAGGUACGUGAGGAUUUGAACUACGCUGUUCAACCUAUCAAGGUCACCGAUAGAAAGGUGAAGAAGCUGAGGAGCAAAGAAGUCCCAAUGGUUAAAGUCCUGUGGAAGAGCGAUCGGGUCGAGGAAGAGACAUGGGAAACGGAGGCUUUGAUGAGGAAGCAGUAUGCUUUCCUAUUCGAGUAGAGCUGUGAAUUUCGGGGACGAAAUUCCUGUUAAGGGGGGGUGAACUUGUGACACCGCACCCGAACGUCCUUGAAAAUUCGAUUUAAAAAUUCAAAAGUGAUGUAUUGAAUUCCCAAUUUCAAAACAAGGGGAGAAACGAUUAAUAUUUUACGAAGUACAUGAUUGAAUAUUGUAUUGUUCAAACCCGCAUUCUUUUGUAAUUUUCAUCGUGUAAAUUAUUGGGAUGAGCCUACACAUAGUGGAGAUCAAUAAUGUGAUUUAGGAAGUUGACUUGUUCUAAAUAAAUUAGGAUGAGUACAAAAAGACAUCUUUGACAAAGAUAAAACAAUAGGACCCAUUUUCCCAAUUUUUGGAAGUAUUGGUAGAUAUUUUGGACCCCAAAUUUAAUGGGAUCAAUUGGGAACCACUCCACAUGGUAUUAGUACCUGCAAAACAAAUAAAAAUGGGCUAGGAGACUUACCUUGGCCGGCCAUUAUGGAGAAGAGCUGCACAUGACUUGAUAAGAAUCAAAGUUUGGGGCCACCACUCUUAUUUUCGCACAAAUUGGUGUGCUGUUUGUCUCCUCUCAUUAUAGGAGCUAUCCUCAACCAAAUAACGUGUAUGAGGUGUCCUUGGAUAGCCUUUGAAGUCUAUUAUCUCAAUUGAGUGGUCUUUGUUCGAGGAGAGAAGGCUUAUCUUGCAAAAAUCGAGCUGGAACGAGCAAAGGUCUGUGAACUCGAGCUGUGAGAGUGCUGAGACUGUUUGGUCGAUAUCUCGAGUUUUACAAGUCCAAUUAAGGCGUGUGAGAUACCCACAGAAAGCUCUCAAGACGAGGAAUCCGUGAAGGUCUGGUUUGCAGGAAUCGGAGUUGUGGAAGGCUUCCAAAUCGUCCGAGCAAAACACAACCUCGCAGGAGAGGAUUUAAUCUUCUAAAGUGAGUUUUAACCCCAAAGCUUUACUUUUCAUUCUCCAAAUGAUAUGAACGAUUGGUGAGACUAUUAUACACUAAUCCAAGUGUAUAAUAUGUCCCUAAAAAGUUAUCUUAUUGAUGUAAAGGUUAGAUACUAACCUAGAUGCAAAUAUUGGAAAACUAGGAAUCGAGUUAGCCGGAAAACACCCGUUCUAGGGGCUGUUUUCGUAUCAACGAUUAAGGGUUGAACUAGCACUUUGAGGAGGCUGUUUAACACUCAUAUUUGAGCAAGGAAUCAGUCCCAAAUCCACCUUGACCAAAGAUUUGACCAUUGGACCAAGAAGGGAAAGUUUAAAGCUCAAUUGAGGUGAGGAUUGACAUCUAAUUGCUUACAACUUGUAGGUUAAGCAUGAGAUUACCUAAAUGCUUAAAUCAUGAUUUUUCAUGGAUUAUGAUGAUUAUAUAUUGAUGAAAUAUUGAUAUAGUUGCCAAAGAAUGAAAUUUGAAAUGAUUUGAGAAGGUAUGAAUAAUAUGAGAUUAAAUGAGUAUAAAAGAACCAUUUUGUGAAAAUGGGUAUUUUACUCAUGUAUGAAUUAUGUGGAUACAUAAAUGAAUAUUUGUGUAUUGAGAUUAAAUACUUAAGUUGCUGCUACGUAAUUAUAAAUAUGUAGAGAAUUACAAAUAAUGAGGAUAAUGGUAUGAUAACAAUAAUCUUAAUAGUAUUGAAAUACUAGUUAGUGAUUAUUGGGACUUGUUGAUUAAAUUGAUCCUAGGGAUUGGAUUGUAUGAAAGGUACUUGAAUAUAGUUCAAGUGUAUAUAAUACUUAGUAUGGAACUAAGGUUGAGUUAUGGGAAGUCUUUAAGGAUGACCCAUGGUAGUUUAAUGAUAUGUUAAUUCUAGGCAUAGGGUUGCUUGAGAAUUGGACCUUAAUGCAUGGUGAUGUGAUAGAGCCGAGCUCUAGAAUGCAUGUAAGGUGUAGACUUGGAGUCUAUGUAUUGUAUAGCUAGAGCCGAGCUCUAGGACUUGCGUGGUGAUGUGAUAGAGCCGAGCUCUAGAACGCAAGGUAGGGAAAUUGACCCGAGGUAUAUGAAUUGUAUGGUGAUGUGGUAGAGCCGAGCUCUAGAAUACAAUGUCAUGUACUAGGGUUGGACUCUAGGAGUUGUCGUGGCUUAUAGUCACGGGGUUGGGAAUGGUGAUUUCCAAAUGAACAUGGGCCCACGGGCCGUCUACUUGACUUUUAUAUAAGGUAAGUAUAUUUUUAAACAGGGUAACUUUGGGUUACAAUCAUAAUGUACUAUCACCCUAUUUGAGGGUCUUGUGUUUGAAAUACUUGUUGUAUAUCUAUUAGAUGCCUGCCACACCAGCACUUUAUAGCCGUAUAGAGUGCUGACCCCUUCGGGGGCGUCCCACCACCAUUUUUCAGGUUGAGGCUAGAGCUUGCUUCCUGUGCUCGUUGCUCGAGAGAUCAUCUAGGAGCGAAGACUUGGUUCGUGCUUCCUCCAUUCGGAUUUUAAACAUUAAUAAACAUGCUCAUGGAUAUUUUAUUAUAGAGCCUGCGUGCUCAUGAAUAGCCCUGUGUGGCCCUUUUGUUUUAAACAAUGUUUUCCGCUGCUUUAUGAAUUACUUAUUAUGUUGUUUAUGGAUGACUUAUGUGUGAAUGAUAUUCAUGACGCCUUGUAUAA
Cuscuta epithymum is the source of this 3068-nucleotide messenger RNA. Lineage: Eukaryota; Viridiplantae; Streptophyta; Magnoliopsida; Solanales; Convolvulaceae. The record is from the annotation of a GenBank genome assembly.